Molecule: messenger RNA, 1887 nt
Organism: Parascedosporium putredinis
Lineage: Eukaryota; Fungi; Ascomycota; Sordariomycetes; Microascales; Microascaceae
Source: the annotation of a GenBank genome assembly
AUGCCCCUCGCGACGGGAACGAGAGUCGUGCAAGACCUAACACCGGGAAAGGACUUGGAAGCUCGGCUCAACAAAGACUAUGGGCCAGGAAAUACUUUUUAUGAAGACUUCUGUGCUUGUAUCAAACAGGGUGUCAAGGAAGGGUGGGUGGCGGAAACGGAGCUAGACGGACCAAAGUACAGGAGAGGAAAGAUCUCCGUACCCACGCCAGAGACAAGAUACUUUAGUAUAACCACGGUGUUCAUGGACAGCCAGGAGGAAUACUCAGGCCAAUACCACGCGCACCCAUAUGGCGAGAUCAACUGCGUUAUCCAGAUCGAUGCGGGGGCCGAGUUGAGGGGCAUGCAAGGGUGGCAGGGUGCUGGGUGGACACUCCACGUCAGCCACGCCCGAUUCGACAUUUCCCCGCGUCUUUACACUUCCCUCACCCUCGGUGGUAGCAAAAUACUGUUAUACUCAAAGAAUCAGAACUAUCAGCCUAAUAUAGGCCGACUUAUCUCUUUGAAAAUGGAUAUCGAAACGAGUGAUCUUCACCACGUAGAUUCUGGGAAACCAGCUGAUACUACUGCUGAAAAAGGCUCUGAAACAACGAUACACAUUGACCCUGUGGCAGAGAGGAAGCUUCGCUUGAAGAUCGACCUUGCCGUCGUGCCUACCGUGUCACUUCUCUAUCUAUUUUGCUUCAUCGAUCGCGCGAAUCUUGGUAAUGCUAAAAUCGCAGGCAUGGACACAGAGCUGAAUAUGAAAGGAUAUGACUAUAACAUCAUCAUUAGUUGCUUCUAUGUGUCAUAUAUUGUUUUCGAGAUUCCUACCACUAUGCUAUGCAAGUAUAUGGGGCCUGGUUGGUUCAUCCCCCUCACCACUAUUCUCUUCGGCGUCGCGUCUCUAGGCACUGCGUGGGUACAUACUGUGUCCGCAGCCUCGGGAGUGCGAUUUGUCCUUGGUAUUUUCGAGGCUGGUAUGAUGCCUGGUAUUGCAUACUACCUAUCGAGGUGGUAUCGACGUGCUGAACUGGCAUUUCGAAUCUCCCUUUAUAUCGUCAUGGCGCCCCUAGCCGGAGCCUUCGGUGGCUUGCUCGCUUCCGCGAUCCUUACGCUUGAUAGCUUUGGAGACCUUCAUCAGUGGAGAAUGAUCUUUGCCAUUGAAGGCAUUAUCACUAUCGGCCUCGGGUUCAUUGGUCUUGUCACCCUUACUGAUAGACCUGAAACCGCGAGAUGGCUCACUGCAGAAGAGAAGGUACUCGCCAUUGAGAGGGUGAGGAUGGAGAGGGUCGGGGCCAGUGAGGUCCUUGAUAAAAUCGAUGCCGCGAAAACAUGGAGGGGGAUUUUUAACCCGCUUACAUUGAGCACCGCCUUCAUCUUCCUUCUCAACAACGUUACAGUCCAAGGCCUUGCUUUCUUCCUUCCUACCAUUGUCAAGACCAUCUACAAGGAUGCCACCACGGUUCGGCUUCAAUUACAAACCGUGCCCCCUAUAUCGUCGGCGCCGUCGAAAGUUGCCAUGGUGCGCUACGCGGCUACAUUUCUGAUUGCCAUGUCUUCAUUCCCCUUUGGACCCAUCGCCAAUGCACAAGCCAGCGCCAACGUGAUCAGCGAUACCGCCAGAGGUGCCGCCAUUGCCACGACUGUCAUGCUUGGUAAUGUUGGUGGGCUCAUCUCCGGCUGGAGCUUCCUCCCAUGGGAUGCACCUGACUAUAAGAUUGGAAACGGCCUCAACCUAGCUACGUCGUCAACUGCACUGCUUGCAGGCCUGGCAAUCUACGCAUGGGCUAAGAUGGAUAAUAGGAAGCGGAGGUCAAGGGACAGCGGCGAAGAGCUACAGGGACUGACACAGCGCCAGGUUGAGGAUCUAGAUUGGAAGCAUCCGGAUUUUAUGUGGAGGUUGUAA